Messenger RNA from Vicia faba (fava bean), 411 nucleotides. The record is from the annotation of a GenBank genome assembly. Lineage: Eukaryota; Viridiplantae; Streptophyta; Magnoliopsida; Fabales; Fabaceae.
AUGCUAGCAACUUCACACCGACAGAGAGCAAAGAUAAGGCGGAAUGGAGACCAUAGGUCUCCGCGCCGGCUCAAAAAGAAAGGUUCUUACUCCGAGAAGACUUACCAAAAAGAGCCAAAGCAUUCAGGUCAGCAACUCGACCUUCGCCUACUUCGGAAGGAUCCAAUGAAACCCAAGGAUCAGGGCAACCUCUUGGAUAUCUCGCUUCUUGGCCGCUCUUUACACUGUCCCACCAUUUGGUGGUGUGCGGAGAAGAUAUAUCCGGGGAAGCGCUUUGAUAAGUAUGCUAUCCUUGGCGACGAUAUUUGUAUCGCCGACUCAAAGGUCGCAGAAGUCUACCUAUCUACACUUAAGGAUUUAGGCUUCUUGGUAAACUUAACAACACUAAGUCGUCUACAGUCUUACGGCUGA